GUCUACUUUGUGGCCAUGAUGUACAUGUUCCUGGGGGUCUCCAUCAUUGCGGACCGCUUCAUGGCCUCCAUCGAAGUCAUCACAUCCAAAGAGAAGGAGAUCACCAUCACCAAAGCCAACGGGGAGACCAGCAUUGGCACCGUGAGGAUCUGGAACGAGACUGUCUCCAACCUCACCCUCAUGGCUUUGGGUUCCUCAGCUCCUGAAAUCCUUCUGUCUGUCAUCGAGGUCUGUGGCCAUAACUUCCAGGCAGGGGAACUGGGUCCUGGCACAAUUGUGGGCAGCGCAGCCUUCAACAUGUUUGUGGUCAUCGCCGUCUGCGUCUACGUCAUCCCCAACGGCGAGAGCCGCAAGAUCAAGCACUUGAGGGUCUUCUUUGUCACCGCUUCCUGGAGCAUCUUCGCCUACAUCUGGUUGUACCUGAUCUUGGCUGUCUUCUCACCAGGGAUCGUCCAAGUCUGGGAGGCCCUGUUGACCCUGGUCUUCUUCCCAGUGUGCGUCGUCUUCGCCUGGAUAGCUGACAAACGUCUCUUGUUCUACAAGUAUGUCUACAAGAGAUAUAGGGCAGACCCACGCAGUGGGAUCAUCAUUGGAACGGAGGGGGAGUUCCCCAAAGGCAUCGAGAUGGAUGGAGGAUUUGUGGCCAAUGACCACCGAGAGAAUGUCUAUGUAGAUGGCAGCGCAGCGUCCGUGGCUCCCCUUCCCGUCGUCACCCAGGAGGAGAAAGAGUUGGACGAGAGUCGCAAAGAGGUUAUCCAGAUCCUCAAAGACCUCAAGCAGAAGCACCCCGAUAAAGAGCUGGAGCAGCUGGUGGAGAUUGCCAACUACUACGCUCUACUGCAUCAACAGAAGAGUCGGGCUUUCUACCGCAUCCAGGCGACACGUAUGAUGACUGGGGCAGGCAACAUCCUCAAGAAACAUGUCACGGAAUUCUCCAAGAAGUCCACCAACCUUCUGGACGUGCCUUCAGAAGCCGAGGUGGAGGAGAACUACAGCAAGAUCUUCUUUGAACCAUUCAUGUACCACUGCUUGGAGAACUGCGGCUCGGUCACGUUGACCGUGACUUGCCAGCAAGGUGGAGACUCCUACAACACGUUCUACGUAGACUACAAGACCGAAGAUGGUUCAGCCAAAGCAGGUUCAGAUUAUGAGUACAGCGAGGGCACCUUGAUCUUCAAACCCGGCGAGACCCAGAAGGAGUUGAAGAUCGGCAUCAUUGAUGAUGACAUCUUCGAAGAAGAUGAACAUUUUUUCGUCCGGCUUCUCAACCUGCGGGUGGGCGACGCGGAAGGCAUGUUUGAGUCGGACUCUGCUGAGCACCCUAAGGGACGCCUGGUGGCCCCGCUGGUGGCCACUGUGACUAUUCUGGAUGAUGACCAUGCUGGCAUUUUUGCUUUCCAGGACAAACUGUUAAGGGUCAGUGAAUGCCAAGGGACCCUGGAGGUCAAGGUCACCCGGAGCUCGGGGGCCCGAGGAACCGUGAUGGUCCCCUACCAGACGGUGGAGGGAACGGCUCAAGGAGGGGGUGUGGACUAUGAGGACUCCUGUGGGGAACUAGAAUUCAAGGACGAUGAAACUAUGUAA
Molecule: messenger RNA, 1584 nt
Organism: Notechis scutatus (mainland tiger snake)
Lineage: Eukaryota; Metazoa; Chordata; Lepidosauria; Squamata; Elapidae
Source: RefSeq, a predicted model, not a curated record